Messenger RNA from Zophobas morio, 4489 nucleotides. RefSeq lists its product as uncharacterized. The record is from RefSeq and is a predicted model, not a curated record. Lineage: Eukaryota; Metazoa; Arthropoda; Insecta; Coleoptera; Tenebrionidae. Bases 305 to 1969 code for a protein of 554 amino acids. The transcript has 8 exons.
GUUGAUUCGAACCACAUUUUGUUUCUGUUUUUAACAAAAUGCAUCAACCAACCUCACAACUAAGCCAAGUGAAAUCAACAACUUGGAUAUUGUCAACUUGCACAUACAAAAGUGCCGCUGACUUCGGGAAGUGCUGAACUACCCAUUUAUGUUGUAAAAAUUAAUACUUGCAACUGUAUUCGGGUUAAUUCGACUACACGAAUGAGUUAGGUAUGUGUGUUUCCCGCUCCAGCGUCAGCAUUCGGUGCAUUCUGUGUGCAUUGUUGGGCUCUGCGUGGAGUUUCGUUUCCAAAAAGAUUGCACAAUGACUGAUAACAAUUACGAAAUCGACUUUACAAAUACCUUCAUAAACGCGUGCCCUUCCACAUCCACAACGUAUUAUGUAAGAUUACGUUAUAAAGAAACACUGGUAUGGGCUUCAGUUAGCGGCAAUUAUGAAUCUAUUAAACUUAAAGCUUCUCAGUGUUUCCCAGAAUUAUUGGGAUCCUCUUUCAACAUACGUGAUUCGGAUGGAGCUAUAAUAAACGAGGAUUUUAUAAACGACUUUUUAAACAUUUCCAACAAAGGGGUAAUACUGAGUUUUGUAAAGGACGAUGAAGUCAUAGAACAAUUGCCUAUGGAGAGAAAUAUAAAUUCUCCUGCCUUUUCAACCUAUUCAUUGGCAUAUACCGGAGGAGUUAGUAGUGCCAGUACGGAAACUUUGCAGUCCUUGCCUACGUCCCCGGCACCAUCCGAUAUCUGCUCAAAUUUCGAUGAAGAUGAUGAUUCUUAUUCAUUAAUAGUUUCCCCUACUGGUAAGAAGCGACUAAAGACAUCAUCAAUUUCAUACCACAAUUUAACUGAUCACGAAUUCAAAAACUAUUUGUUAUCUGAUGCUUGGGGCAAACAAGUAAUCAGCUACUAUAAAGAAAAUAGAACAUUAGAUGACAAACAUAGGAUACGAUUGGUGCAUAUCGCAGUUGAUCAUAUGUUACAAUUUAUGCCCCCCAAUACUUUACCUUCUGCUGAAACGAGAACACAAUAUGCUAAAUGCAUAGUAACACUGUUCCCAAAAUUGAAAGAUGUACAUACUGACGAAGGAUAUGAAGCAUUUAGGGGAUUCAUCGUUGGCCGCUUACGAACUGUUUUUAGAGAUAAAAAAGUGAAAAAAGGAAAUUCUACAAUUCAAGAGAAUUCCACAGUCAAUAGUGAUGAGUAUGAUGAGAGUGUUCAAGAAACCAUAGAGUUUUUGAAGGCAGCAACGCAGGAACAGAUAAAAGAUAUUUUUGAACGCACAAGACAGACAUUUGACUUUAGAAACAGUCACAGACAAGAUAUCGAUAAAUUAUUUCCCAGGUUUUUUGAUACGCCUGGCUUAAUAAGUUUGGAAUUUUCUCUAAUGUUUCCUGAAAAUGAUAUAUUUCAUAAAACUUUUUCAAAAAAUAUUUCCAUAAUUAAAAAACUAUACACAACAACAGCAACAAAUAUAAACACAAAGUUUUUACACGAAGAAAAUAAGGACCCCCAAGAUUGGAAUGCAAGUACCAAUGCAAUUUUAAUGUUGGUUUACUUGUUACCCCCAACUAGCUCUAAAAAUGCAAGAAAACAAAGUGCCGCUACAGCUGCAAACAAACUUAUAAUAUUUAAAGAUAUGCAAGUACCUUUCACUACUAUUUUGAAGGAAAGACCAUCCAAACAACCGUUCAUACUGGCAAUUGGAACAUCCAAAGCUGCAAUAAGUAAAUAUUACGUAGUAUUUGACGAACACAUAAUCCCUUCUCCUGAACAAAAUGUAAUAACUGCGUUUGAUCUUUGUUUUAAAGUACAUUUUGUAUUUAAUUUAGAUUUUGAGAAAUCUUUAGAGUAUUUUUAUAAAUUUGUUCAAAAUGCGUUUUAUAAUUUAGAAGUAAAGACAAUAUCCGAUAGAAUUCGUUGGUUGAGAACUAAAAUGGAUCACUUGAUGUCGCCAUCAAGCGAUGAAUCUGAAUAAAGAAAUACCUAAAUAUCAUUUUUACACUGUUGUGUUAACAUUUUAGAAGUAUUUUUUAGUUUUUAUAUUAGUUUUAAACAUGUUUUCUUGUUUUUUAUGUACUUUUAGUAAUUUAGCGUUAGGUAAAUUUUUGAAACAUUUACGACAGGUGCAUGCUUUGUACGAUAACGAAAAAUUAAGAUUAAAAUGCUUUAGUUGUACCAACAUAUAUGAAACUUUUAGUGGAUAUAGGAGACACAUUCAAAAAUGUAACACACACAAAAUUAAUAAGGAUCGUUCUUCAAUCUCUAAUGUUGUAAAACCUCAAACUGAGUUAAUAUGUGCAUCUACUAACGAACAUUUUGAUUUUGGAUGUAACCUAACAUCAAAUACUAAUCAGAAAUCGUUAAGUGAUUACUGUGCGUCAUAUGUUUCGAGUUUAUACUCUCUGGGUUUACCAGACUCGACCAUUCAAAAUAUCCUAGAAAUGAAUGAAAAAUUACUAAAAAUAAUUUCGGAUACACGAAUCAGUAGCACCAUAGCUGUUCAGAAUGCAUUUUCAGAUAUUAACACAAAAUAUAAAAGAGAAUUGUAUUUUAAAAAACAUAUAGUUGAACCUAUUGAAAUUCCAAUAGGCAUAAGAUACGACCAAAUAUGGAAUAAGGAAAAGUUUGUCUACGAACAAAUCCUGAUGUCAUGUCAUUUUAUGUAUGUUCCAAUUUUAAAAACAUUACAAUUCCUUUUAAAAAAUGACUCUUUUCGAAAAUUAUUAUUUCAAAAACCCAAAGAAAGUCACCCCAACAUUCUUUCUGAAUUUUCACAUGGAAGUAUUUUCCGAAAGAGUGCAUUUUUUAAAGAAAACCCUCAUGCGUUUCAGCUGCAGCUCUACUUCGAUGAAUUUGAUACGGUAAAUCCAUUAGGAUCCAAAACGGGAGGACACAAAAUUGGAGCAAUUUACAUGAUGAUAAAGAACUUACCCGCUCAGUUAAAUUCAGUUUUGGAGAAUAUUCAUUUAGUUGCUUUAUUCUAUGCCAAUGACAUAAAGAAAUUUGGCAUGAACUCAGUUCUAGAUAUCAUUGUUAAAGAUAUUAAAAUUUUAGAAGAGCAAGGAGUUUAUGAUGACGUUGCAAAGACAUUUUUAAAAGGCACAGUUGUCUCACUUAGUCAUGACAAUCUGGGUGCUAAUCAAAUUUUUGGCAUGGUAGAAUCUUUUUCCUCGACUAACUAUUGCCGCAUUUGCAUUGCUAAUAAAACAGACGCACAAAGUAGAGCCAUUCAAGAUGAAAGUUUAUUAAGAAGUGAUUUUAUGUAUGAACAACAUUGUAGAUCGCUAAAACAGGAAACCGAUCUUUCGAAAAGAUCUAAUAAUACGGUCUGUGGCAUUAAAUUCCGAAGUUCCUUAAAUAAUCUUACUCAAUUUAAGUUAUGUAAUAAUCAGUCUGUAGACAUUAUGCAUGACUUAUUAGAAGGUGUUAUACAACUGGAACUUAAAUUAUUUUUCAAAUUUCUUAUUUCAGAAAAAAUCAUAACCCUCGAAGAUAUUAAUGACAGAAUAAAAUCUUUCAAUUUUGGACAUAAUUAUCAGUGUACUAAACCAAGCCCCAUAAGUCUUGAUAAACUAGGUAAUUCAAUAGGCCAACGUGCCGCACAGACUUUCUGUUUAUUGAAGUUCAUACCUUUAAUUUUAUCGGAUAAAAUACUAUCGUUAUCCGAACAACACCAGAGAAAAUACCAAGUUAUUCAAUUAAUUCUAAAAAUUGUUAACAUAGUAUUUUCUACAGUGAAUACAAAAGCAAGUGUUUCUGAACUAAAGGAAUUAAUUAGGCAACAUCAUGAAUUAGUUAUAAAAGAGUACAAUAUUAAUUUAACACCCAAACAUCAUUUCAUGAUACAUUAUCCUUACAUAAUCUUAAAAAUGGGACCUCUAAUAGGCUUGUGUUGCAUGCGUUUUGAAGCUAAACAUGGAUAUUUUAAAAAUCUCGUGACCAAGUUAAAAAACUACAAAUCUUUAUGCAAAACUCUGAGCUUUCGACAUCAGGAGCACAUAUGGCACCAAUGGAACAACAUAAAUUUAGGUUAUCAACCAUUAUACGGAAAAUGCAGUCAAAUUAAUUACAAAAAUAAAUUAUAUUCUGUUUCAUUAAAACAUUUUGUUGAUUCAAUACUUGGUGUUGAAGACAAUUAUUCCGUAACUGUUACAAAUUCGGUAACUGCCUUCAGUACUUUCUUCCAAAAGAAAAUGUUUGUUACAUUAGAACACGAUGAAAAAUACCCACUUUUUUCCGAGAUAAUUGAGUUACUUAUUAUUAAUAAUAGUCCAUAUUUAAUUUGUACGACUUGGGAUACAAUUACAUUUAACGAGAUUUAUCAAGCUUACAUUAUACGCAGCCCUAAUAACACAAUAUUUGAAAUUGUUGACUUGAAAAGUGUAAAUCACUUUGUCUCAUAUGAGUUACAUCAUCCUUUUGGUAGCAAUAUUAAUGCAAUUGUUCCUAAGUAUUCUAUAUUAUCAUAAAUGUAAAUGUACAAUAAUUUGUUAUC